Messenger RNA from Blepharisma stoltei, 699 nucleotides. Lineage: Eukaryota; Ciliophora; Heterotrichea; Heterotrichida; Blepharismidae. The record is from the annotation of a GenBank genome assembly.
AUGGGAUGUAUUGAAGCUAGACCUUCGAAUAGUGAAGAAUUUGCAAUAGAAAACGCUGAGCUAGGACUUUGCUUUGAUAAAGUAAAUCCACUUCAAGUAGAUUUAGUAUUAAGGAAGUUUAGUUAUAACAAUAAACUUAACCAAGGGCAACUUGAAAGAACAUCUGGAAUUUUGGGAUUUCGAAUCUGCAACUAUGGGUUGAAUUUGAAGAUCAGCGACUUGUGGAAUAAAUUAAGGAGCCGGGAUGGAGAUAUCAAUUUAGAAGAUGUAUUAAUUAUCGGAAUACUUCUAAGUAAAGGAAAACCAGAAAUCAAAGCAAGGCUCUUUUUUCAAAUUUUUGACGUUGGAUCUCAGAAUAUUAUAGAAAUAGAUAUAAUAAGAGAAAAGAUUGAGAAAAUUAUUGAUAUUUCUCUAGAAACAUUGGGACGACUCGUUGUUACUGGUCAAAGCAUCCAUUCAAAUGAAAUAAAAAAUAGAAUGUAUAUAGAAGAGUUAAAAAAAGCUAAAAGGUAUUGUGUUGAUGAAGUUACUGGAUGGUUUGGAGAGAAUGCUAAUGAAGAAAGCUGGAUAAAUACAAUUUGCAAUUAUGAGAAAGGAGCGCUUCUUGAAGCGAGAGGAUGACGGAAUUUUUUGAAAAGGCUAGCUGAUGAGAAAAUAAAUGCUAAUCAUAUCAAAGAACAAAAAUCAGGAAACCAAUAA